AGUUUUAACAUUAUUCAACCACCCGUUCCCUCUGACCUUCGCUGUCACGCGGCAGGACGAGUCCCGUCUUCUGCUUCUUCACCAAGAAACUCCUCCAUUCAGCAUUCUUGUUCUUGAUAACGAUUAGUUACGAUCACGUUUAACUCAUUAAUACUCGCGUUUGGCGUUUCAUAAGCAAUCGUAAAUCAGAUCGCGAAACUCAAAAGUCCAGUUAUGGUGCUGCCAUUGCUGAAGUUGGGGACUCUAGCUGCCAGAACACUUAGCAAACCAGUUGCUAGCAGGCUCAAGAAACAGGCCGCCUAUCAACCUAGGUUCCGGGAGUUCAUCAUCAGAAUUGCCCAGGCAAACCAUCGAUUCCAGACGCAGAUGCAAAGACGGAUCUAUAGUCAUUCGACUGAUGUUGCGAUACACCCUUUGAAUGAAGAGAAAGCCAUUCAGGCUGCUUCAGAUCUUAUUGGCGAACUCUUUGUGUUCACGGUUGCAGGAGCUGUUGUAAUCUUUGAGGUGCAGAGAAGUGCUAGAUCAGAAGCCAAAAAGGAGGAAAUACGGAAACAAGAACUAGAGGCAAUGAGAGAAAGGGAGAAUGAGUUGGCAAAAGAAUUGGAACUUCUAAGGCUCAAACUCACAGAGCUAGAGCAGCUUGCGAAGGGGAAAGGACUCUCUGGACUUUUUCACUUCAAACAUUCUCAGACAGAAGGCACACACUUGGUUAAACCAGCUUGAUCUAACCCCAAGAAUCUUUGAAAAAGAUUAGAUUACAAAUAUACAGUCUUUAAUUUAUUCUGGAGCUCCCUUUGGCUGGAAGCUCCCUCCCAUUUCAUUCUUUUGAUGUUGGGUCAACUUUUCAUUCAGAGUGCUGGCUUAACAUUGCACCAUUGGUGAAAUUCAGGUUUUGCUUUUAUGGUUGGAAAUAAGGAAAAAAAAGAGAAUAUUUUCAGUUCCGACUGGAGUAGUGGACGGACUUGUUGAUACUGAAUCGUGUUAGAUGAAUGAAAUACUUUCUAGCUUCGCACGCCACUGAUCUAGUUUCUCUUUCAGACUGUAAAGCUACCAGACAAGCACUUGAACUCAUGCAGACCAAAAUGUUGGUAUACAGAGGGGAAAAGGCUUAUGAUAUAUUCAUUAUGUCAAAAAGCUCGUGUCAUAGGAUGUGGUGAGUUCAUUUUUCAGACAUUUACCAUAUGAUUGUUGUCAUUUUGGUUUGAAUAGUGUUGAGCCUAGUGGGCAUGAAAGGCUAAUUAUAUGACUUUCCCAUUAAGCAAAAGGCCUUUCCUUUUCCAUUUUUUAUUGAAGGAAUAUUUGUCUUCCCUUCCCAAUCUUUUUGAGUUUUGACUACAGAGAAGGUAAUCUUUCUGAUAAAUAGAUGGGUGUAGCUGCUUUAAACACUUGACAUCCUUUGAUUGGAUGAAAAUGAGUUGUGGAAUGCAAGAUGCAUAUGUGAUUGCAA
Tripterygium wilfordii is the source of this 1447-nucleotide messenger RNA. RefSeq names its product OPA3-like protein. The transcript is spliced from 4 exons. Lineage: Eukaryota; Viridiplantae; Streptophyta; Magnoliopsida; Celastrales; Celastraceae. The coding region runs from base 214 to 723 and encodes 169 amino acids. Gene Ontology annotation, cellular component: mitochondrion. Gene Ontology annotation, biological process: regulation of lipid metabolic process. The record is from RefSeq and is a predicted model, not a curated record.